ACAUUUUUAUUUUUAAAUCAGUAAUUUAAUUUUCAAUUUUCUUCUAAAAACAACGUUGUGUGUACAGAUAUGAGAUGCUGACAGGAGGAAUCAGGAAAAUACUCUUCCUCUUCUUUUUUUCUUUUCUUUUUUUAUUAUAUUCAUUUUUUGCAUGUAUUCAAAAUUCUUCACACGGUGAGCACAACAGCAGUUUAUGUGGGAUACUUUGUCAUUGCUUUGGCACAAAAUAUAUUUAAUAACUAUUUUUCAAUGACAAAUACAUUUAAUGUCUACAAAUUACAUAAAUUCUUUUCUCAUAUACCUACAGGCUAAUUUGCACUUGUUUACACUUUUCAAACUGUUAAACCUAUGUUCAAAACCCAAAUAUAAUACAAAACUGAAUAAGACAGCAACUUGCUAGUCACACUUGAAAGAGUAAACAGUAAAUCUGUGCCAAAAGUCUUGUCACUCCUCCCCUUACUACACAACACAACUCAAAUACUAGUGACCAAUAGAAGAACCUGAUACACACAACAGGUCAGUCUUCAGCUGCUACACACAGGAGACAGACAUACAGAUCUUUCUUAUCCCUUCAGUGCAGGGGGAAAAAAAAGAAACAUGGAUCCCAAAAAUUCUCCAACAGAAGGAGGGCAGCCUUUACUUCCACUGCAGCAGGAUCCUCCAGAGUACUCCAGUCAUGGAUUCCCUCCCUCUCAGAUCUAUCCCAGCACUUCAGGUCGACCUGCCCAGCAGUAUGGAGCUCCGGCAGCACCUGGCCGGCACAUCCAAGGGUCAUAUCCAGGGCAGACUGUGGUCACUGUGCGGCGUCCAGUUAAUGUGUCCUUCACUCCACUGACCAAUCCACUGCCAGAUUACCUGUGCUAUUCCAUCUUUACCAUGCUGUGCUGCUGCUUACCUCUGGGAUCGGCUGCUCUUGUUUACUCCAUCACAACUCGAGAUGCUAACACGUUUGGACACCAACCGAUAGCAAGAAGAAACUCCAGAAUGGCUCGCAUCCUUAACCAUGUCAAUGUUGCUGUUGGAAUCCUCUUCUGGAUGAUCACUGUCACCUAUGUCAUUCUUGUUUUCAUCGCAAUUGCAAACACUAGAGAUUAUUAUAACAGAAACUAUAGACCAUAUAAUGGACCAUAAGUGUAAGAAAUAUCUUGGUAGGACAGGGUUUUACAAACAUGAACACAUUAUGUUUUGAACACACAGGCAUUUGAUUUUCUUCUUUUAAAUGGUAGUGUUGCUUAAGUUAUUUAUAUGAGAGCUGUAAGACUCUAUAGCCUAGGCUUAAGUCUUGUCUGUGAAACCAGGCACUGAUGCGUAAGGAGUUCCAUCUAUAGGGCCAGUGAGGAAUGAUUCAGUAUGUUUCAUGUAGCUAACACAUCUGCCUUAUCAUUAUUAUUUACAUUAUUGUCAUGAAACAGGAAGUUGUUGUAACUCAAGCAUACAAUGUUGAAUCUGCCUCAAACUUCACAUGUUAUAAGUGCCCUGGUCUGAAGACAUCUACACACCAACAUUAAGAUAAAAAUUAAAAUUAAAUUAAAACAUAUUUUUUUAUUGAAUUUUUAAAACAUUGAAAGCUUUGACUGUAAAUGUAUCAUCAAUUAAAACAUUUGUUUUUCUUCUUUUCUUAAUGUUACAUCAUAAAACUGAGUAAUCAAUAACAUAAAUAUAUUUUCCGUUAUGAGUCUGAUGUCGUGUUUUAUCAAACUUUUAAAAAGUAUCUGAAAGUACAAGGAUAAUCAAUCAAAGACAAUCUAUCAAAGACAAUCUAUCUAUCUAUCUAUCUAUCUAUCUAUCUAUCUAUCUAUCUAUCUAUCUAUCUAUCUAUCUAUCUAUCUAUCCAUCAAUGUGCAGUCUCGUGCCCACUGGUAGGUAUUUUCCUCACAAAUACUAUUCGAAGGCUUAAUUUAUGUCAUGGUUUUUAUGCAGUGGGCUUUCUAUAUUAAAAAUAUGAAACACACUGACAGAAGGCUACUUUCAAUUUCAAAUGCUCAUGUGCGCUUUGGGAAGAGUGCUCACAAAUGCGGUUGUGUGUGCGACUGGUAUACACAAGCUGAGACAGAGAAAAAUCACUCACAGCUCUUGAAUGGAAAAUGUUCAGAUACUCUGAAAUACUGAAAGCACUCUUUGUUCAUUGUUUGUGAUAUGUUUCUUUGUUCCUCUUUAUUUACUACUUGCUUUUAUGUUUUGAAGCUACAUUAGUUUAUAUAUUUAAAGUUCUAACAAUU
This is a messenger RNA of Megalobrama amblycephala (Wuchang bream), 2219 nucleotides long. RefSeq names its product trafficking regulator of GLUT4 1-like. The record is from RefSeq and is a predicted model, not a curated record. Gene Ontology annotation, cellular component: membrane. The transcript has 2 exons. The coding region runs from base 598 to 1131 and encodes 177 amino acids. NCBI's taxonomy places the organism in Eukaryota, Metazoa, Chordata, Actinopteri, Cypriniformes, Xenocyprididae.